This is a messenger RNA of Cicer arietinum (chickpea), 1348 nucleotides long. Its product is annotated as BTB/POZ domain-containing protein At1g21780. Gene Ontology annotation, molecular function: protein binding. Lineage: Eukaryota; Viridiplantae; Streptophyta; Magnoliopsida; Fabales; Fabaceae. The record is from RefSeq and is a predicted model, not a curated record.
AAAGAGGAAAUGUUUAAUGUGACGAAAUAGUAGAAUGCGUUCACGUUUCUCUUUCUUGGCUUGGAGGAGACACGAAACAGAAACAGAAACACGAGAGGGUUGAGACUAAAAAUGCUUUAUUAGAGAGACUUGACGAAGACACACUUAAACCUUCUAGUCUAAGCUUUGUUGGUCUUUCUCAAACCAUGGUCGAUACAGUUGCGAGAUUAGCACAGUGGAAAAUCGACAACUUGGGACCUUGUUCUUACAAAAAAUCUGAUCCUUUCAAGCUCGGAAUCUGGAACUGGUGUUUUGCAAUUGUAAGGAAUAGGUUUCUCUCUAUACAUCUUUUUCCAGAACCUUCUCGGGUUUCUAAGGAACACCCUCCAGUUGCUAAAUUCGUUCUUCGAAUCUCUGUUGCUGGUUCUUCUCGCAAGUUUCUUGUUUCUCCUGUUUAUGAAAGGGUGCUUAAGACACAAGAUGACUUUGUCUGGCCUGUUGAUACCGCUUUCACAGGCCGCUUCAUCAUCGAUGUUGAGUUUCUUGAACUAAAGAUAUGCCAUAUGAAUGGUGGAGAAGCUAGUUCUAUAUGGUCAACUGAUGGAAAUUCAAUAUGCAAUGAAGCUCAAAGAAGUACUCUUUGUUGCCUUUCUCGCAUGCUCGACGAGGCUAUACAUGCUGACCUAACCAUCAUCACUUCUGACGGUACAUUGAGAGCUCACAAGGCGAUUAUGUCUGCAAGUUCACCUGUGUUUCAAAGCAUGUUUCAUCACGACCUGAAGGAAAAAGAGUCAUCAACGAUUCAUAUAGAAGACAUGUCACUUGAGUCCUGCACCGCUCUUCUACGUUACUUGUAUGGAUCAAUUAAACAAGAAGAUUUCCGGAAACACUGUCUCGCAUUGCUUGGAGCAGCUAACAAGUACGAUAUUGGUGGUCUGAAAGAUUUAUGUGAGGAAAGCCUUUUGGAAGAUAUUAACUCAGACAAUGUUCUUGAAAUGUUGAAUGAGGCUUGGCUUUAUCACUUACACAAGUUAAAGAAAGGAUGUUUAACAUUCUUAUUUGAAUUUGGUAAAAUAUAUGAUAUUAGAGAUGAUGAAAUAAAUAACCUUUUCAAGCAUGCUGAUAGGGAGCUAGUGAUGGAGAUGUUUCAGGAGGUGCUUACAAUUUCGAACCCAGUAUAAGUUAGUUAAUUAUAUGGAAAAAAAAUUGGGCUUUUGGAUCAUGUAAAUGGUAUAUCAAAUAUGUUAAUGUGUAGAUUUGCGUUUACUUGGUUUUUACUUUCCUUUGCCUUAAAAACAAACCGGUUGUGGUUAAAAUGGCCAAUGAAGAAGUAUAUAAUUUACAGUUAAAAUGGCUAAAUUGUAUUAUA